Molecule: messenger RNA, 2309 nt
Organism: Labrus bergylta (ballan wrasse)
Lineage: Eukaryota; Metazoa; Chordata; Actinopteri; Labriformes; Labridae
Biological process (GO): immune response; positive regulation of apoptotic signaling pathway; positive regulation of peptidase activity
Cellular component (GO): lysosome
Molecular function (GO): cysteine-type endopeptidase activity; cysteine-type endopeptidase activator activity involved in apoptotic process
Source: RefSeq, a predicted model, not a curated record
UUAGCUAUUACGUUAAUGUGGAGACAUAGGUUAAAGAGUCAUGUGUUUUGGUUGGAGUUCAGUUCUCCUGCUUCACUCACUGUAUGUCUGAGCUCUCGGGGAAAACAAUGCGUGUUUACUUCGCAGCUGUUCUUCUGCUGGCCAUCACAGCUUCAGAGGGCAAAGCAGUCCCCUCUCUACCAAACUUUGGGAACAGCUAUCAUGUUAAAGGAGUGAUUUCUCUCCCUUAUGCUGAGAUCAAGGAGCCGUUCGAGGCCUGGUUAGACCUGGCAGCAAAGUCCAGCCGCAUCGACUACUACCAUGGCCAGGUUUCCACGUACCAACUGGGGGCCGAGAAGCCGUGGGGAGUUUCAAAUAAAAUCUCUCCUGAGACUACAGAGGUAGAGCUGAAUGUGAUGAAGUGUUUCCAGGUCAAUGGAACAAAGGAUGGAGCAGUCACACCACAGGCAUCACUGCCUGACGUGCAGGGCUUCCAGUUCCUGAGGAUGGAGUACUAUGGAGGCUCCUUGUGUGAAGUCUGGCAGAAUGUGACCACUGUAGGUCAGAAAAAGAACACAUACACACUUUGGGUGACUCAUUCAGAAAAAGGUCAAGACGGUAAGGAGGAUCCUGCCACACCGCUCCAUUAUGAGAUGAUGGGAUACAACACGCUGCUGGGCUCCCAUUAUGACAAAUAUUUGGUGGACUACAAAGAGUUCAGCACUCAUGUGGACCCCAAAGUGUUUUUGCUACCUGAAGGGAUGAGCUGCGGGGGAUUUCCUGGUCCAGGAGUGGAGCACCACAUGUUGGUCAAUCCCAUGAAAGAUCUAAUCCACACAUCAGCAUCAGGCCAUUCACAGCACAUGUUCGACCAUUUCAAGGAGAAGUUUCAGCGUCAGUACAGUGAUGAAAGAGAGCAUGAGAAGAGGGAGCAUGCUUUUGUUCAUAAUCUCAGGUACGUGCACUCCAAAAACAGAGCAGGGCUUCCCUUCUCUCUGGCUCUGAACUCUCUGUCAGAUCGCACAAUGUCAGAGCUGGCCACCAUGAGGGGGAGGAAACAUGGAAAGACUCCAAAUAGAGGGCUCCCGUUCCCUGCCAUGAUUUACGAAGGUGUAAAAGUACCUGACUCUCUUGACUGGAGGCUUUAUGGUGCUGUGACCCCAGUAAAGGAUCAGGCCAUUUGUGGCUCCUGCUGGAGUUUUGCCACCACUGGAGCAGUAGAGGGCGCUCUCUUCAUAAAGACGGGCUCCCUGCAGGUUCUGUCCCAGCAGAUGCUUGUGGACUGCUCCUGGGGUUUUGGCAAUAACGGCUGUGAUGGAGGGGAGGAGUGGAGAGCAUACGAGUGGAUUAUGAAACAUGGAGGCAUUGCUACAAUGGAAUCUUACGGAUCCUAUAUGGGAAUGAAUGGAUUUUGCCAUUUGAACACAUCUCAGCUUACUGCACAUAUCCAGAGCUACACCAAUGUCACAUCGGGAGACGCAGAGGCCCUUAAGCUGGCACUCUUUAAAAAUGGGCCAGUGGCAGUCAGUAUUGAUGCUUCACAUCGAUCAUUUGUUUUCUACAGUCAUGGUGUCUACUAUGAACCUGCUUGUGGUAAUAAAACUGAUGACUUGGACCAUGCUGUGCUUGCAGUGGGAUAUGGCACCCUGGAUGGGGAGCCGUACUGGUUGAUAAAGAACUCAUGGUCUACCUACUGGGGCAAUGAUGGCUACAUCCUAAUGUCUAUGAAAGAUAACAACUGUGGCGUCUCUACUGAUGCCACAUAUGUUACACUGGCAUAGAUUCUCCCAUUUUCUACAGUUCACUUAGCAGACGCUUCUAUCCAAAGCAACGUACAUCAGAGAUUAAGAACGACACAAGCAAGGAUCUAGAAAAAAGGAACAAUGUCAGUAAGCGCAAGCUUUGAGUCCGAUUGGACACACAGGUACUGAGGCAAAGCUCAACAUUCACGGCAGUUCUUGAGAGCUCUAAUCAGGAUAAAAACCAUCUUACCAUUUUCUCUUUGUAUGUGUUAAUGCCACUAUGUGAGUGCCUAAGGAUGAGUACCACUUGAUUUGGAUGUGUUGAGUGUAUAGUGAUGAAGAUAUUGUAGCUGUAAGUAUGUACCGGUAAGUUGUUGACGAGGGUGAAUGCUGUACAAUUCAAACACACAACAAAUCUGCUUAUUCAGACAUGAUUUUGAUGUAUUUAUUGCAAGUGGCACAGUGCCUUCAUUUCAGCUGUAAAGUAAAGCCUGACACAUUUCCACUUGUCCUUGUUCUUUCACAUUUGUUAAGAUUAAAUGCACUGGGCUGGAAUCAUUGCAAUAAAAAAUGACUUGUUUACCACUA